AUGAUCAUGUAUCUCAUCAAGACAAGACGAGGCCACGAGAACGAGACACGCUACACGCGAUGCGCAAAACGCGGCUUUGACGGCAUCGCCGGCAACAGGCUCCGGAUCGGCAGACCUCUAACCACGCGGGGCCGACGCGUCAAGCAGAGGACUCUAUCCUUUCAGAAGAGUACCACAGGAUCCGCUCAGGCAGACGAUGAGCUGGGACGCAUGACCAGCAGACCACAGGUCGCAGACCCGGUAUUCCAGCAUGGAGCUCUCACCAAACUGUCGGAAACAAGCGUCGACCUAAAUGCCUCCUUGACCACUAUGGAGAUGAAAAAGGCACACCUUGGUUUCUGUUCCUUCUCCCACAAAUCCUCAUUCCUCAGCGUUGGCGGCCUAACUAUGCCAGAACUUGCGCUCCUCACCUCCCAAGACUUCAUCGGCACUUUUUCAGACCUCGACAAACCGUAUUAA
This is a messenger RNA of Colletotrichum orchidophilum, 459 nucleotides long. RefSeq lists its product as uncharacterized. NCBI's taxonomy places the organism in Eukaryota, Fungi, Ascomycota, Sordariomycetes, Glomerellales, Glomerellaceae. Bases 1 to 459 code for a protein of 152 amino acids. The transcript has 2 exons. The record is from RefSeq and is a predicted model, not a curated record.